AUGUCCAAGGUGAUCACAUUUGUAACUGGAAAUCCCAACAAAAGAAAAGAGGUUGUCCAGAUUCUCGGCGGCCAAGAUUCCGAGGAGGGAUCAAUUGUUGGAGACUAUCUCAUUCGUAAUGCCAAUGUGGAUAUCGAAGAGAUUCAAGGCACAAUCGAGGAAGUCACCAUUCAUAAGGCCAAAAGCGCUGCUGCUCUUUUAGACGGGCCUGUUUUGGUUGAGGAUACCUGCUUGGGUUUCACUGCCAUGAACAACUUGCCUGGUCCAUAUGUGAAGUGGUUCGUUAAGAGCAUCGGUCUUCAAGGUUUGGUCGACAUGCUCUAUAAGUUCGAGGACAAAUCUGCCCAGGUCGUUUGUACCUUUGGCUACUGCGAAGGUCCUGGACAAGAGGUAAAACUCUUUCAAGGUGUGACUGAUGGUCUGAUUGUUGAAGCUAGAGGCGACCAAUACUUUGGAUGGGAUGCCAUUUUCGAGCCAAAGGGCUUCGAGCAAACAUACGCUGAGAUGGACAAAGCGGUCAAAAACAGCAUUUCGCACCGUUUCAGAGCCUUGGAUAAGCUCAGAGACUUCCUUCUCUAG
Molecule: messenger RNA, 579 nt
Organism: Australozyma saopauloensis
Lineage: Eukaryota; Fungi; Ascomycota; Pichiomycetes; Serinales; Metschnikowiaceae
Gene: HAM1
Product: nucleoside triphosphate pyrophosphohydrolase
Exons: 1
Coding region: 1-579 (192 amino acids)
Biological process (GO): nucleoside triphosphate catabolic process
Cellular component (GO): cytoplasm
Molecular function (GO): nucleoside triphosphate diphosphatase activity
Source: RefSeq, a predicted model, not a curated record